Molecule: messenger RNA, 915 nt
Organism: Tribolium madens (black flour beetle)
Lineage: Eukaryota; Metazoa; Arthropoda; Insecta; Coleoptera; Tenebrionidae
Product: myophilin
Exons: 3
Coding region: 153-662 (169 amino acids)
Biological process (GO): actomyosin structure organization
Molecular function (GO): actin binding
Source: RefSeq, a predicted model, not a curated record
UGGGUGGUGAAGCAACAAAUAUGAAUGAUUUAGAAAAACAAGUGUGAGCGUUUGAGUGACGCCCCCGCUUGUGCCUCCCAUAAAGCCCAUCAACUGGCACCAGACGCCUCAGUCAGUAUCGUCGCGACGCUCAAAUCAAACCUCUCUUCAUCAUGUCUAAACGCAACAAGGAACUGGAAGCAGAAGUUCUCAAUUGGAUCUUCCAAGUGUUGGGAGAGCCCGUCCCCAAGGGCGAAUUUGAAGACAUCCUCCGCGAUGGUGUUGUCCUUUGCAACCUAAUGAAUAAGUUGGCUCCUGGUAGUGUGAAAAAAAUCCAAGCCAAAGGAACCAAUUUCCAGUUGAUGGAAAAUGUUCAACGGUUUCAACAAGCCGCCAAAAAUUACGGUUUGCCACAAGAAGAAAUUUUCCAAACGGCUGAUCUCUUUGAAAGAAGAAACAUCCCUCAAGUGGCAAUUUCCCUUUUUGCCCUUGGACGCAUCACCCAGAAACACCCCGAAUGGACCGGGCCCACAUUAGGACCAAAAAUGGCCGAGAAGAAUGAAAGGACGUUCACGGAAGACCAGUUGAGAGCGUCCGAAGGGCAAUUGAACCUUCAAAUGGGGUACAAUAAAGGCGCCUCGCAAGCUGGGCAUGGCGGCUUUGGAAACACUCGUCAUAUGUAAAUUUUCUAGUUUCUUGAAUGCUUUUUAUUAUUUUUAUAUAAGACUCUAGGAUAGGCUAUGUAGUAUUACUUUGUUAUUAUUUUUGAUUUUGUAACAUUUUUUGCUUCAAAUUUGGAAGUUGGACCGUAUUUUUAAACCAAACAGCUGCAUACUAAAAUAGAUGCCUAUAAAUUCGGAUCUACUAAUGAAUAUAUUGUCGAAUCAAAACAUUAAUGUCUAACGUUUUCGUUGUAAAAUAAAUUGUUAUCAUUUU